Acytostelium subglobosum LB1 is the source of this 594-nucleotide messenger RNA. RefSeq lists its product as hypothetical. Gene Ontology annotation, cellular component: cytosolic small ribosomal subunit; 90S preribosome; small-subunit processome. Gene Ontology annotation, molecular function: structural constituent of ribosome. Lineage: Eukaryota; Evosea; Eumycetozoa; Acytosteliales; Acytosteliaceae. The record is from RefSeq and is a predicted model, not a curated record. Gene Ontology annotation, biological process: ribosomal small subunit biogenesis; rRNA processing; translation. The coding region runs from base 1 to 594 and encodes 197 amino acids. The transcript is spliced from 2 exons.
AUGCUUACCACCAAGAAGAAGAUUGUUAAGCCACCCGGCAAAGAGCCAACUGAGCUCGAGAACUCUGUUGCUCAGGCUCUCUUGGAUUUGGAGAACUCCAACGACUUCAAGGAGUUGAAGAACCUCCAGAUCGUCUCCGCCAAGGAGUUCGACGUCUCUGAGGGAAAGAAGGCCAUCGUUGUCUUUGUUCCAUUCCGUCAGCUCAAGGCUUACAACAAGAUCCAGCAAAAGUUGGUUUGGGAGUUGGAGAAGAAGUUCGGCAGCAAGAACGUUAUGAUCAUUGCUCAGCGCAGAAUCAUCCACCAGGUCUCCUCCACCAACAAGGUCAAGCAGCAGAAGGUCCCAAUCUCGCGUACCAUCAAGGCUGUCCACGACGCCAUGUUGGAGGACCUCGUGUUCCCAACCAACAUCGUUGGCCGUAGACUUAGAUACAGACUCGAUGGCUCCAAGCUCCACAAGAUCUAUUUGGACCGUAAGGAGAUCACCGUCACUGGUCACAAGUUGGAUUCCUUCUCCGCCGUCUACCACAAGUUGACCGGAAAGGACGUCGUCUUCGAGUUCCCAGUUGCCUCUGACAACGCCGCACAGAACUAA